Achroia grisella is the source of this 1652-nucleotide messenger RNA. RefSeq lists its product as uncharacterized. NCBI's taxonomy places the organism in Eukaryota, Metazoa, Arthropoda, Insecta, Lepidoptera, Pyralidae. The record is from RefSeq and is a predicted model, not a curated record. The transcript has a single exon. Bases 105 to 1448 code for a protein of 447 amino acids.
ACCAAAUAUUAUAUAUUUUUCUUGCCGACAUUAUAAAAUAUUUCUUAAAAUACGCUUACAAUCCAAAGGAUGUGACUGUUAAUAACUAUUAACAUCUAUACGCCAUGUCUGCAAAUGGAAACGGCGGUAAUUAUGCACCGCUGAAACAGAUUUUAUCGGAGUCCGACUCGGAAGAUGAUCAUAGGUUGGAAAAUAAUGUUCAUAUGAAAACAACGGACAGCUGUAACAAUUUAGACUUUAACAGCGGUCUGCAGUCCUCAAAGAAUUACAGUAUGAGUGAUAUGGACGAGUUUAACACUAAUCUUAAUACAGUUGAAAGCACAAUGGACAACGUAAGUUUCUUGCAGUCGGAUGCCUCUAAUAAAAUGUCAUUCCCGCGUUGCUGCGCCUUCAUCACGUCAAUACUCGUUUGUAUUUUUACUGUAGUUAUAUUUCUGUGGGGUAUUCCUUGCUCCGAAGUCGGUGAAUGCGCGCGUGAGGAGUGGCAGGACAAAACUACUAGUUGGGAAUUGCCGUACGACGAAAUCGAAUUGUCAGGCGCCGUGCAAGUUGUAGAAGGUGCUAUAGCGAACACAAAGAAUUUAAUAUUCAUAUACCGCGGCAACCAUAUGAAGCAGGAAAAUGGCAACAAUGACAAUGUGAAUGGUGUAUUGCUUAUAGUCGGGAACUCUGGUAAAGUUGGUUGGUACACAAGAGAGAAUAGAAUCCCUACAGAAAUUAAAUGUCAUAUUUUAGAUGUUAAUCGUGACGGUCAGAUGGACUGCUUGGUUUCUGGAUCUGAGGGCUUGCUUGCAGCAUUGAAUCCUUUGUCAGGGACUUAUUACUGGUAUAUUCACAAACAUGGGAAAGUGUUCAGUAAUAUAGCUGCAAUAGAUUUCCCCACUCUUGUAAAGGAUAUGGAUAGAGACAAAGUAACAGAUCUUCUAACAGUUGCAACUGUUUAUCCGAACACAAAUCACAACUCAUUGUUAAUGAUCUCUGGUGCAACGGGAAAUAUAAUUGGAGAGCCAGUAACUAUGGAUGAUUGCUUAUCUGUCAAGUUACUCUCUGAAUCUGAAACAGUUCAUUUGAACUUACCUUAUCUCUGCAAGAACAGUACCACUGAAGCUGUAAGGUUAUUAUCACUUCGUACAAUCAACAGAAAAGCAUUUAAAUCAGAUCAGACUGUGAAUCAUACCGUAGCAGCUUCAAUCACAAAGAAACUUAAUCUUAGCUUGAAGAAAAAUAUUGGUAACACAAGGCACAUGUUCACAAACGGUCCUGGGAGACUUAUAGUGGAAAAUUCUGGUGAAUGUCCAUAUUCAUGUCGUGUUACAUUAAAAUUAUUGCUCGACAGAAAUGGCACAACCAAUGUCAGUUGGCAGUACUCUGCUAACCAUGUGUUUGCUAUGAAACCUAGCAGCUUUGCAUUUGCAAAUUCCAUUCGUGGAUUUGUUUUAAAAUUAUGACAGUGGAACAGUGCACACUUGGCUAAAGGUGCACUGAAAAUUGAUGAAGUCAAAUAUAAUGUACAAAAUCAAAGCCCAAAGAAUUACGAUAUAUUUUACUAUAGGCCUACUAUAAAUGUAGCAUCUAUAUCUUCCUUUAUAAAAUAUGCAAAUUUUACAGCUCAUGAUAUAUCAGAAAGGAUUGUUCUGGUGUCAUUUGAUAAA